Messenger RNA from Drosophila nasuta, 4178 nucleotides. RefSeq names its product FMRFamide Receptor (gene FMRFaR). Gene Ontology annotation, molecular function: G protein-coupled receptor activity. Gene Ontology annotation, biological process: G protein-coupled receptor signaling pathway. NCBI's taxonomy places the organism in Eukaryota, Metazoa, Arthropoda, Insecta, Diptera, Drosophilidae. Bases 1155 to 2840 code for a protein of 561 amino acids. The record is from RefSeq and is a predicted model, not a curated record. The transcript is spliced from 2 exons. Gene Ontology annotation, cellular component: membrane.
UCAACGUGGUCGUGCGCAACGUGGACCUGCCUCAGGGCAUCUAAACGGAGAACCGAAGUGUUGUUUUUGUGUAUGACGCGGUGUGUUUAAAAAUAUACAUAAUAAUAUCACUUGCCAAGCCGCAAGCAAGAUGGCAAUAUCGAGCCAAUUAAAGUGAGCGAGUGAGAGCCAAGAAAAGUGUGUGUGCGAGAAAUCGAAAGAGAGAGAGAGAGAGAGAGAGUGCGAUAUUUGCUUGUGUUUAUCAAGACAAAUGCAGAAUAUAGUGCAUGAUAAUAAAAUCAAAGUACUCAAUUUAAUUAUCGAAAAGUUUGUUUACCAAAAGCAGCAUAAACAGGAAAAGUGGAAAGUGGAAAGAAAGUGCAAUAAUACCACAGUUGAUAGCAAAUUAAAAACAGAUGGAAAUUCUAAAGAGAAGCAGCACAUCAAUUUAUAAAUAAAUAAAAUAUACGUUUAUUCGUUUCUGUGUUAAUAACAAGAGAGUCCGAGCAUAAGAAAAGAAAACAACAAAUUAGCUCUGUCAACGUGAAAUUCGAAAUUCCAAGUUAAAGAAUAUAAAAAAUAUCAUACUCGUAUGCAAAGUGAGAAAAAAGGUGUCGCUGUUCAGUGUGCGUGUGUUUAAUCGCGCCAUAUAUGGCUGGUAAUUAGCCUUAAGUGAUGGCAUCCCUCGGCAUUGAUGGUUGACAUUUUUCUUGUAUGAAAUAUGCAAAUGACUCAACGCAAAGGCGCCUGGGAGUAAUCACGGCAACAAAUGAGCUGCAGCCCCCCAUUGGAAUGCAUACUCGGAAUACACGAAGAACGUCAGAGAUUCUGAGAUUCUGAGAUAAGGAGACAGUUGUACACGUUGUAAAUUAAAUUUUCCCCCAAGCUUAAAGUGUCAGCAAAAGCAACAACAACAACUACAACAAUAGAGGCAACACUAUUAAGUGAGUGCCAGAAGGAAGGAAGGAAAAACGGGCUGGUAAAAAGCGUUUAGCAAAAAAGUCAAAGUCACUGCGCCCUCAGGACGAAGGAUACAUCCACGAACGUGGCACAGGUGUGACCCCCAACUAUAACGACACAAUUUAUGUUACUACAACUCGCAGUUGUGGCAAACUAAAUGCUUAAAUGCUGCACAGUCCAGAGCACUCACAGGCCAGCUAGUCGUAGAGUUUCCAAUGCAGGCAGCUGAUGGACCCGGCAUUAUGCCACCGCCAGCAUCCGCCGAAUACGAUGCGGCGCCGAUCAAUACCGAUCAGUUUCUGGCCAGCGUCACGGGUCAGAGUCAGGAGGAGGAGCAGGCGAUGCGCUACGAAUUGGCCGACACCACGGGCAGCACACUUAUGCCGCUGCUCUACGAUGCCGGGCAGCAACUGCUGCUGUUCAACUACACAACGACACACAACAGCAACUAUGAGAAUAUGCACAACACUUACAGUAACGUGAAUGGCAGCCAUGCGGAUCUGUUUCCCAUGUACGACGAGAUGCCCGAACCGAAUUGGACGCGCACCUGCGAAGAGGAGUACAGACCCGAUCUGGAGGAAACCCGCAUUGAGUUCUGGGUAUGCGGAGUUAUACUCAACAUUGUUUGCGUGCUUGGACUGCUGGGCAAUGUGAUAUCAAUGAUUAUUCUGUCGCGUCCACAAAUGCGCAGCAGCAUCAAUUAUUUGCUCACCGGUUUAGCGCGCUGUGACACGAUGUUGAUCAUCAGCUCGAUGCUGCUCUUUGGCAUACCUUCGAUAUAUCCCUACACUGGGUAUCUCUUUGGCUACUACAACUACGUGUAUCCGUUCAUCUCCCCUGCCAUGUUUCCCAUCGGCAUGAUUGCGCAGACUGCGAGCAUUUACAUGACAUUCACCGUGACACUCGAACGCUAUGUGGCCGUGUGUCAUCCGCUUCGGGCACGUGCUCUGUGCACUUAUGGGCGUGCCAAGAUCUAUUUUAUUGUGUGCGUCUGCUUUGCGUUGGCGUACAACAUGCCGCGCUUCUGGGAAGUGCUGACCGUUACGUAUACGCCACCGAACACGACGCAAGUGCUGCACUGUGUGCGUCCAUCGCCGUUGCGUCGCAAUCCCGCCUACAUCAAUAUCUACAUCCAUUGGUGCUAUCUGAUCGUCAACUAUAUCAUCCCGUUCCUCACGCUGGCGAUCUUGAAUUGCUUGAUCUAUCGACAGGUGAAGCAUGCGAAUCGCGAACGUCAGCGUUUGUCGCGAUCGGAGAAACGAGAGAUCGGCUUGGCCACGAUGCUGUUGUGUGUCGUGGUUGUGUUCUUCAUGCUGAACUUUAUGCCGCUGGUGUUGAACAUCUCGGAGGCAUUCUACGACAUGAUCGAUCCGCGUUUGACGAAACUCUCGAAUCUGCUGAUCACGAUCAACAGCAGCGUCAACUUUUUGAUCUACAUCAUCUUCGGGGAGAAGUUCAAGCGCAUUUUUUUACUCAUUUUUUUCAAGCGACGCCUGAGUCGUGACCAACCGGAUCUUAUACACUACGAGAGCUCCAUAUCGAACAACGGCGAUGGCACGAUCAACCAUCGAUCGUCCGGCCGCUUCUCACGUCACGGCACCCAACGCAGCACCACAACCACCUACCUGGUGACCACGGGGGGCGGCGGUGGCGGACUCGGCGGAGCGAACAACAGCUCGAUGAACAGUGUCCGACUCACUCAGGUGUCCGGGUCGCCGGGUCUGGUGAAGAUCAAGCGGAAUCGCGCUCCCUCGCCGGGUCCCGUUGUCUACUAUCCGGGACCGCGUGAACUUCAGCGUUCCGUCUCGACCACGAAUUCGACAACCAACAAUAAUACGGCGCUCGGCUUGGAUUGGACUGUGGAUGGCAAGAAGUUGGGCCAUGUGUCGUCUGGGUUCUAAACUCUAGUCAUGUCUAUAUAUACAUAUAUAUAAUCUGUAAAUACGGAAAAUACUAUAUACAAACUAACAAAAAAUAUGUUAUAAACUUACUUAAAUUACAAUAUACUAUAUGAUUAACUGAGCGCGCCAAGCGUCGCGUUACUUUGUGAUAAGCGUUAAGUGUUACUAUCUCUCUUUUCUCUAUUUCUUCCUCUAACUUUCGAUCACAAAAAAAGUACAGCAAACUCUUGAUAACACACUCAAUCGAUUAUCAAAUUAGCAAUCAAUUGUUUUCUUUAUUUUAUCAUCCAGCUAGCAGUUUUCUAAAUGAAAGACUGACUUCCAUAAGUCCAGGUUGAGCAGUUAGCUUUAGUCGAUUUGCUAGACUGAUACAUACAUAACAUAUAUAUGGAAACUAGAGCUAGAAAAAGUCUCUCUCAAUUUUUACUAUUAAGUGUGCAAGAUUUAACAAGUACGUCCUAGAUAUAUGUGAUAAAAAUAACAUCAUUGAAACACAAAGGAAACUCUUCGGUCAACAUUACAGAUUGUGUUUAAUUAAUUGCCAAUUUGUCUAACAAAUUCCUUUCGAAAACUUUCUAGUCGUGUGUUUGACAAGACUUUGCUGUACUUUUUUUUUGAUUGCAAAACAAAAAUAACACAAAACCCUUUUUGAUUAUUUGCGAGCUUCUUCUGUCUGUUACUCAAUCAAUUGAAUUUGUUACAAUUUUGCACUAAAUUAAGCUGUAAAACUUUUUCGUACGCCAUAGAUAAUAGCAAAGCAAAAUACAAAAUACAAAAUACAUAUAAAAAAAAAAGGGCAAGUCCGGAAUGCGGCUGACCCAGCAAUGUUUCGAGGCGAAAAACUUUUAUUUAUUAGCGUCAAGUUUUCGCUUUUAAUUAAAUAUACUUUCUGCACUGCAUUUUUCAACCAAAACUUGAUAAAUGAUUUUCGUUUCUUUUCAUCUUCUGUUCAUCAUCCGACCUUUCUUUCUUUGCCGAUUGGCUGACCUUAAAUUAUAGAGAAAAAAGUUUUAUAUUCUUUUUUUUUGUUAUCGAUAGCAGUUCAUAUUUUUUGUCGAUUGGACUUUGGAUGCGACGCUGCAAAUAUGUCAAGUUGUCAGGAAAAAGUUGAAAAGUUAAACCCAAAGUUCACUUAACAAAAGAAGGACCAUAAAUUCGAUUAAAUGGCUCGUUUUGCCCCAAAGAACUCAACUCAUCAACACAAGUAGCUCAAUUUAACAUGUUUACACACACACACAUACGCUUUUCUAUGGUAAAAGACAUUUUCAGGUGUUCAGAAAUUGAAUUUAUUUAAACUUUACCUCCCACAACAACAACGUUGCUACUCUAUAAACGAAA